GCCUCGGCUCAUGAUUCACAUAUCGUUGAGUGAGCGGCUUUUUCUCCCCCCUUUUUUAGCCAGCCUCAAACCGCCCAACAGCAGCUCAACAACUCCCGGGUUCCGCGGCACCGGGUGCCGCCUCCACACGGCGCUCCGAGUUCGGCCCACAUUUUCUCAGUGAUAGUUAAGUACUUGACGGUAAACUCCCAAACUUGCACACUCACAUGUUCAGCAGAACUUGAGCUGCAACCCCUUAUCCGUCUCAACUGUAUAACUGCGACAACUCGCGCCAGCGCACGCACCAGCCCCAGUCUAAUCCUCCGUGGCCAGAAGAGACUAUUAGCACGCGCCUCCAUUGCUUCUCAGUCCCAGUAUGGCUCACGACCCGGGGCCGGCAGAGGCCGGCGACAGCAAGGUCGCGCAGGUGCUCAACGCGGAUGAACAUGGACUGCAAGGUGGAAACAACGUCAGUACUUCUGCGCCGCCCAUCCAGGACUACGACGUCGAGCGCGUCGAGAAAGUCUACCGAAAACUCGACCUCCGGAUCAUCCCCGCCUUCUGGGCGCUGUACUUCCUCAGCUCCGCCAUCCGCUCCAACAUCGGCAUCGCCCAGACCAUGAACGAGUCGGCCGGCCACGACCUGGCCUCCGUGCUGGGCCUGUCGCCGCGCGACACCUCGACCGCCCUGGCGCUCUUCUACGUCUCGUACGUGCUGUUCGACCUGCCGUCGAACCUGGUCAUGAGCAGGCUGUCGCCGCGCGCCUGGAUGGCCCGCAUCGUCACCGCCGUCGGCGUCGUCGGCACCUGCUUCGCCGCCGUCCAGGCCGCCUGGAGCCUCAAGCUGCUCCGGUUCCUCCUCGGCCUCGUCACCGCCGGCAUGUGGCCCGGCAUGGCCUACUACCUGACCCUGUUCUAUCCGCCGUCCAGGACCGGCAAGCGCAUCGGUAUGUACUUCACCGCCUCCCAGGUGUCGGCUGCCGUGGUGGGGCUGGUGUCGGCCGGCUUCCAGCAGAUGGAUGGCCUCAGGGGGCUGGUCGGUUUCAGGUGGAUGUUUCUGGUCUACGGGCUGCUGGGGGUCGUGUUGGGCAUCUCGCUGCUCUGGUGGCUUCCUGAGCGGCCGCUGGCGCCCGGCGAGGAGAGGGUGCGGAGUUGGUACGCGAGGUGGCUGCCCCCCAGCCCCGAGGCGCUGAAGGGCGAGGAUGCCGUCGUGCAUUACCACGACCUGAGACGGGUCUACCAUGCUCGCCCUUGGAACUUGAGGGAUCUGUGGCAUGUGCUGAUCGACUGGCGCUUGUGGCCGCUGGUGCUGAUGUACUUCGGGGUCGUCGGGGUCGGCAUCGGCACGCAGCUCUACGGGAACGUCAUCAUCUCGUCGAUUGACUCUACCUUUACGGGCGUGCAGAUCAGCUUGCUGUUCGCGCCGAUCUGGAUGAUGGACUUUUGUGCGAUUCUGCUGGUCACCCCUAUUUCCGACAGGUUCCACCGGUACCGCGCCCUCUUCUUCUCCGCCGCGGUGUGUAUCCAGAUCGCCGGCCUCCUGACCGUAACGUUUGCGCUCUCCAAUCCGUGGGCCCGAUACGGCGGCCUGCUCAUGGUGGGCUUCGGCCUGGGUCCGACCGUUCCCAUCUGCAUGACCUGGACGAGCGAGAUCUUCCAGCGCCGCCACCGCGAGGUCGGGGUUGCCGCUGCCUCCGCCCUUGUCUCGGGACUGGGCAAUCUCGGCAGCAUCACGACGACGUACGCCCUGUACACGGGCUGGCCCGAGGACGCCGCCGAGGGCCCGCACCAGUAUCGGAAGAGCAACUUCACCAUGAUCGGGAUUCUCUGUAUGAGCAUUGCGAGCAGCUUCGUCAUGACGGGCCUGCUGCGGAUCUUCGGCAACGAGCCGAGCCAGAAGAUCUCGAGCGGCGGCAGCUCCGCCGUUGACUCGGACGAGUACCUCGAUGGCGCCGCCCGGCGCGAAGUCCACCAGCGCGGAUUCGACCGCAUGUGGUGGAACAGGUCGUCCAAGGCCUCCCCCGAGGCUUAAGAUGGGGACAGGGGGUUAGGCGGGAGGGAGUGCUCGCGGUCCGCUCAGCGUCAACAACCAUCGCCGCCA
This is a messenger RNA of Thermothielavioides terrestris NRRL 8126, 2080 nucleotides long. RefSeq lists its product as uncharacterized. Gene Ontology annotation, molecular function: biotin transmembrane transporter activity; dethiobiotin transmembrane transporter activity; solute:proton symporter activity. Gene Ontology annotation, biological process: biotin import across plasma membrane. The coding region runs from base 356 to 2011 and encodes 551 amino acids. Gene Ontology annotation, cellular component: membrane. The transcript is spliced from 3 exons. Lineage: Eukaryota; Fungi; Ascomycota; Sordariomycetes; Sordariales; Chaetomiaceae. The record is from RefSeq and is a predicted model, not a curated record.